AUGGCCAGCUCUAGACUCGUUGGUGCUGCUUUCUUGGCUUUGCUCUUUGUGGAUGUUGCCUUUGCUGCCAGGGCAUCAAAGGCAAUAGGUGGUGGUGGUGGUGGUGGAGGAGGUGGUGGUGGUGGUGGAGGAGGUGGUGGUGGUGGUAGGGGAGGAGGGGGAGGUGGUGGAAGUGGAAUGGGGGGCUCUGGAUAUGGGUCUGGAGGCGGGUCGGGUUAUGGUUCUGGUAGUGGUAGUGGUAGUGGUAGUGGGAGUGGAGGUGGUGGAGGAGGUGGAGGGGGUGGAGGCGGUGGAGGCUUAGGAAAUGGAGGUGGGUCUGGUUAUGGCUCCGGCUCGGGAUAUGGUAGUGGAUAUGGAAGUGGGGGUGGUAGAGGUGGAGGUGGUGGAGGUGGUGAAGGAGGUGGCGGUGGAGGUGGUGCUGGUAGUGGUGGUUCAGGCUAUGGCUCGGGCUCUGGCUAUGGCUCGGGCUCAGGCUAUGGCUCUGGUGGGGGUGAAGAUUUCCCAUAAAAAUAAACUUAAUUUCCCUUUGUAGCAUUUAAUUUGUCUUUUAGUAGUUAUGAAUCUGUAAUGUUAAAUAAAUUGCAACGGCUUCACCCUCACCUUAUGCAUGUGGUGGUGAAUGUUGCAUGCCUACAUAUAUGUAUGCGUAUUUGCACCAUAUUAGACAUUGACGUUUGUAUUAUUAUACUACUACUAUAUAAAAUAAAAGGUUGCUUUGUUAUUGUUA
Molecule: messenger RNA, 727 nt
Organism: Corylus avellana
Lineage: Eukaryota; Viridiplantae; Streptophyta; Magnoliopsida; Fagales; Betulaceae
Source: RefSeq, a predicted model, not a curated record